AUGUCUGUGCAAAUCCAACGAGUUCAAUGUGAACACUAUCAGUCUGCCAUUGGUAUUGGUGAAUCGCGUCCGCGUUUAAGCUGGAGAUUUGAAGGUGAAGCGGAGAAGUGGACUCAGGUAUCUUAUGACAUCCGCAUACAACGAAAAGACAAGGAAGAAGAAGAAGUGUAUCGUAAGAGAUCUGCAGAAUCUGUUUUAGUACCGUGGCCAUCGGCUCCCUUGAAGAGCAGAGAGGUUGUGGAUAUUGGAAUUACCAGUCAUGGCUCAGAUGGAACAUCAUCAACCGCUACACUCAAAAUUGAAGCAGCCUUCUUUGACAGGGAUGAAUGGAAGGCAAGACCGGUGACGAACGAAAAGCAAGGUGAUGACAAGGAUAAACGACCGUUCCGACUUCGCAAAUCAUUCCCUGUCAGUACACCCUUUCUUUGCGCUCGUCUUUAUAUCACUUCACUUGGCGUUUACGAAGCUUCAAUCAAUGGCAAACGAGUUGGGCAAGACAUCCUAUCACCAGGAUGGACGGAUUAUAACUAUCAUCUCAAUUAUUCUAUUUUUGAUGUCACCGAUCUGAUUCUUUCAGGACAGGAGAACUUGAUUGGAGCAUGGGUUGGAACAGGUUGGUACGCUGGUAGACUGGGAUUUAGAGGCAGAAACCGAAACGUAUAUGGAAAUCGACCAGCCCUUAUAGCUCAACUUGAAAUUGACGGUGAAAUAGUGGCCAUGACUGAUUCGUCUUGGGAGUGGUCGUAUGGAGCAUUGAUAGAAUCCGAGUUAUACGAUGGAGAAGUAUAUGAUACUCGUUUAGAAGAUUCUCCCACUAUACAGAGCAAUGAUGAAUGGUCUCCCGUGGAUACUCUUGAAUUACCUGCCGCUCAAUUCGUUGCCUCACAGAACCCUCCCGUCCGUCAGGUUGACACUAUCACUCCAAAAGAUAUCAUCAUGACUCCCUCAGGAAAGACUGUCAUCGAUUUUGGUCAAAAUUUCGCCGGCGUCGUUGAGUUACUUUCCAAUCCUCCUGCUGACUCUACCGAGAUCAUUCUCCGACAUGCGGAAGUACUGGAACACGGAGAACUCGGAACACGACCUCUACGAGCAUGCAAAGCAACCGAUAGGAUCAUACUUGGUGGAUCUAGCAUGAGAGGAUAUAAACCCAAAUUCACUUGCCAUGGAUUCCGUUAUCUUGAAGUAUCUGGCUGGUCAGGAAUCACCAUUGAUGAUGUGCAAGGUGUGGUCCUACAGAGUGUAAUGGAAAGAACUGGUCACUUUUCAUGCUCCCAUCCACUGAUCAAUCGAUUAUACGAGAAUGUAGUGUGGAGCUGGAUCGGCAAUUCGAUAUCUAUUCCAACAGACUGUCCACAACGGGACGAAAGGCUGGGUUGGACGGGGGAUAUUCAAGUCUUCGCUACAACAGCCAGCUUCUUAUACGAUACAAGUGGAUUUCUCGCUAGCUGGUUAAAGGAUCUAUACAAGGAGCAAAAAGCAGCUAAAGGAGUUGUGCCAGUCAUCGUACCUGAUCUUUUAUCCAAGGAAACGGGCGCCGUGGCAAAUCGACCUUUUGCGAUUUGGGGAGAUUCAGCCGUCUUGACACCUUUUGACUUGUAUGAAUCGUUUUCCGAUAUCGAUAUCCUCAAAACUCAAUAUGACUCGAUGAUCAUGUGGCUUAAUGAGGGUGUGGUGAAAGAUCAUAUCACCGGUUUAUGGUCAAGAGAAUCACCUCAAUUAGGAGAUUGGCUCGCUCCUAAAGCUGAUCCUAGAUUCCCUGGCCUUGGGCCAACAGAUAAUCACCUUGUUGCGGAUGUAUAUCUCAUUCAUACCACUCGAACGAUCAAAAAAGUCGCAGAACUAUUAGGUCGAAAUCAAGAUGUCACAAAAUACCAAAAUCAAAUUGACUCGAUGUUGAAAUCUUUCUGUCGUGAAUAUAUCACUGAGUCUGGUCGAGUUAUAUCAGAUACGCAGACAGCACUCGCAUUGAUUUUACAUUUCAAUAUCGCCGACGAUAAACACGCACAUUUGAUAUCGACUUUUACAACCCGACUUUCUGAGCUGGUCACUCGAGACUUAUGGCAAGUGAAUACCGGUUUCGCUGGUACGCCAAUAAUCCUUCAUACUUUAGCAGAACAAGGAUUACUUCAUCACGCAUAUCGUAUGCUUCAAGCCAAAGAUAGUCCAUCGUGGCUAUCAUGUGUAUUACUUGGUGCUACUACAAUCUGGGAACGCUGGGAUUCAAUGAUGAUGGAUGGUACUAUCAACAAAGGUUCCAUGACCAGUUUCAAUCACUAUGCUCUUGGAUCAGUAGCCUCUUUCCUCCAUUCAAUCGUCGGCGGUCUUAGUCCACUCUCACCUGGGUGGAAAGACAUUUUGAUCAAACCUCAACCAGGAGGUACGAUCACUCAGGCUAGUGUCAGCUUUGUCUCACCUUAUGGUAAGAUAUCCUGCGAUUGGGUGAUAGAGGGCGGUGAAUUGCAAGUUCAAAUAGUCGUGCCUCCAAAUACUAGUGCAAGAAUAGAAAUACCAGGUCAGCAGGCGGAGGAAAUAGGAAGUGGAAAGAAGAGUUAUACCAUUCCUUGGAAAGGUGAUACUAGAUUCCCUCCUCCAGUUGUACAACCGCCUUUCACUGCUGCUCUCCCUGACAAUUGGUUACCAUAG
Messenger RNA from Kwoniella shivajii, 2643 nucleotides. RefSeq lists its product as uncharacterized. Gene Ontology annotation, biological process: carbohydrate metabolic process. Lineage: Eukaryota; Fungi; Basidiomycota; Tremellomycetes; Tremellales; Cryptococcaceae. Bases 1 to 2643 code for a protein of 880 amino acids. The record is from RefSeq and is a predicted model, not a curated record. The transcript has a single exon.